Molecule: messenger RNA, 8101 nt
Organism: Synchiropus splendidus (mandarinfish)
Lineage: Eukaryota; Metazoa; Chordata; Actinopteri; Syngnathiformes; Callionymidae
Gene: hectd1
Product: HECT domain containing 1
Biological process (GO): proteasome-mediated ubiquitin-dependent protein catabolic process; protein K63-linked ubiquitination; anatomical structure development
Cellular component (GO): nuclear speck
Molecular function (GO): ubiquitin protein ligase activity; protein binding; metal ion binding
Source: RefSeq, a predicted model, not a curated record
GUGAGCAGACUUCAUGUCCCAGAAUCCUCUCUGAGAGCGCGCCUCACUUCCUGUUUCCCGUCUUCGUCCGGCUGGUUGGAUGAGUCCGGAACUGCAACAGAACCGCGAGCUGUGAUUGGCCAAACCGGGGAGCCAGGCGAGCCGUCAUGGCGGACGUGGACCCGGACACCCUGCUGGAGUGGCUCCAGAUGGGCCAGGGCGACGAGCGCGACAUGCAGCUGAUCGCGCUGGAGCAGCUCUGCAUGCUGCUGCUCAUGUCGGACAACGUGGACCGCUGCUUCGAGACGUGCCCCCCGCGGACCUUCUUGCCGGCGCUCUGUAAGAUCUUCCUGGACGAGAGCGCGCCCGACAACGUGCUGGAGGUCACGGCGAGGGCCAUCACCUACUACCUGGACGUGUCGGCCGAGUGCACGCGGAGGAUCGUGGGCGUGGACGGUGCCAUCAAGGCGCUGUGCAACCGUCUGGUGGUGGUGGAGCUCAACAACCGGACCAGCCGGGACCUGGCGGAGCAGUGCGUGAAGGUGCUGGAGCUGAUUUGCACACGAGAGUCUGGCGCCGUCUUCGAGGCCGGCGGCCUCAACUGCGUGCUGAGCUUCAUUCGGGACAGCGGGCACCUGGUCCACAAGGACACGCUGCACUCGGCCAUGACGGUGGUGUCGCGGCUCUGCAGCAAGAUGGAGCCCCAGGACUCGUCCCUGGAGACGUGCGUGGAGUCUCUGUCCAGCCUGCUGAAGCACGAGGACCACCAGGUGUCCGACGGAGCCCUGCGCUGCUUCGCCUCUCUGGCCGAUCGCUUCACCCGCCGCGGCGUGGAUCCCGCCCCUCUGGCCAAACACGGCCUGACGGAGGAGCUCCUGUCCCGCAUGGCUGCGGCCGGCGGGACCGCAUCGGGCCCCUCCUCUGCCUGCAAGCCCGGCAGGACCUCCACCGGCGCCACCCCUCCCACGCCAGACUCCAAGCUGAGCAACCAGGUGUCCACCAUAGUCAGCCUGCUGUCCACGCUCUGCCGCGGCUCCCCGCUGGUCACACACGACCUGCUGCGCUCUGCGUUGCCGGACUCCAUGGAGUCGGCGCUGGGCGGCGACGAGCGCUGCGUGCUGGACACCAUGCGGCUGGUGGACCUGCUGCUGGUUCUUCUGUUUGAGGGACGCAAGGCCUUGCCCAAGUCCACGGCCGGGUCCACGGGCCGCAUCCCGGGCCUGCGGCGCCUGGACAGCUCCGGGGAGAGGUCACACCGACAGCUCAUUGACUGUAUCCGCAGCAAAGACACGGACGCUCUGAUCGACGCCAUCGACACUGGAGCAUUCGAGGUCAACUUCAUGGACGACGUGGGCCAAACGCUGCUCAACUGGGCGUCGGCCUUCGGCACGCAGGAGAUGGUGGAGUUCCUGUGCGAGCGCGGCGCAGACGUCAACCGCGGCCAACGCUCGUCCUCGCUGCACUACGCUGCCUGUUUUGGACGACCGCAGGUCGCCAAGACUCUGCUCCGUCACGGUGCGAACCCCGACUUGAGGGACGAGGACGGCAAGACUCCCCUGGACAAGGCUCGAGAGCGAGGCCACAGCGAGGUGGUGGCCAUCCUGCAGUCUCCCGGUGACUGGAUGUGUCCGGUGAACAAAAGCGACGACAAGAAGAAGAAAGAUGUGAACAAAGAGGACGAGGAGGGAGGAGAACCCAGAGGAGACCCUGAGAUGGCCCCCAUCUACCUGAAGAGACUCUUGCCUGUUUUUGCACAAACCUUUCAGCAAACCAUGCUGCCUUCAAUCAGGAAAGCCAGUCUGGCUCUGAUCCGGAAGAUGGUCCACUACAGCAGUGAAGUUCUGCUGAAGGAGGUGUGUGACAGUGAGGUGGGCCACAACCUGCCCACGGUGUUGGUGGAGAUCACAGCCACAGUCCUGGACCAGGAGGACGACGAUGAUGGUCACCUGUUGGCUCUUCAGAUCAUCAGAGACCUGGUGGACAAGGGAGGGGACGUGUUCCUGGACCAGCUCGCGCGACUGGGGGUCAUCAACAAAGUGUCCACUCUGGCUGGACCCACGUCGGAUGACGAGAAUGAGGACGAAGCCAAGCCGGAGAAGGAGGAGGAGGCGCAGGAGGACGCCAGAGAGAUCCAGCAGGGGAAGCCGUACCACUGGAGGGACUGGUCCAUCAUCCGGGGCCGCGACUGCCUCUACAUCUGGUCCGACGCUGCUGCGCUGGAACUCUCCAACGGAUCCAACGGUUGGUUCCGCUUCAUCCUGGACGGGAAACUGGCCACCAUGUACUCCAGCGGGAGUCCCGAGGGCGGCUCCGACAGCUCCGAGUCUCGCAGCGAGUUCCUGGAGAAGCUCCAGCGGGCCCGCAGUCAGGUGAAGCCGGUGACGGUCAGUCAGCCGGUCCUGUCCAGCGUGGGCCCCUGUAAGCUGACGGUGGGGAACUGGUCCCUGACCUGCCUGAAGGACGGCGAGAUCGCCAUCCACAACUCCGACGGCCAGCAGGCCACCAUCCUGAAGGAAGACCUGCCCGGCUUCGUCUUUGAGUCCAACAGAGGCACCAAGCACUCGUUCACAGCCGAGACCUCGCUGGGUUCUGAGUUUGUGAUGGGCUGGACCGGGAAGCGGGGGAGGAAGCUCAAGUCCAAGCUGGAGAAGACCAAGCAGCGGGUGAAGUGCAUGGCGCGCGAGCUGUACGACGACCAUUUCAAGGCCGUGGAGAGCAUGCCCCGGGGGGUGGUGGUCACGCUGAGGAACAUCUCCACCCAGCUGGAGUCCUCGUGGGAGCUGCACACCAAGAGACAGAGCUCGGAGGGCGAGAACACCUGGAGGGACCUGAUGAAGACGGCUCUGGAGAACCUGAUCGUGGUCCUGAAGGACGAGAGCACCAUCUCACCGUACGAGAUGUGCAGCAGCGGCCUGGUGCAGGCGCUCUUCACCGUCCUCAACAAUAGCACUGACCUGGACCUGAAACACGAUUGUAAGCCUCUGAUGGAGAGAAUCAAUGUUUUCAAAGCUGCCUUCAGCGAGAACGAAGAUGACGAAAGUCGACCCGCGGUGGCCUUAAUCCGGAAGCUGAUCGCGGUCUUGGAGUCCAUCGAACGUCUACCUCUCCACCUUUACGACUCCCCUGGAUCCUCCUACAACUUGCAGAUCCUGACCCGGAGGCUGCGCUUCCGUCUGGAGCGGGCGCCUGGAGAGACGGCGCUGAUCGACCGCACAGGCCGCAUGUUGAAGAUGGAGCCGCUGGCCACGGUGGAGUCUCUGGAGCAGUACCUGCUGAAGAUGGUGGCCAAGCAGUGGUACGACUUCGAGCGCUCGUCGUUCGUCUUCGUGAGGAAGCUUCGGGAAGGACAGACCUUCACCUUCAGACACCAACACGACUUUGAUGAGAACGGUCUCAUCUACUGGGUCGGAACCAACGCCAAGACGGCGUACGAGUGGGUCAAUCCUGCCGCCUACGGCCUCGUGGUGGUGACAUCAUCGGAGGGGCGCAACCUUCCAUACGGUCGUUUGGAGGACAUCCUGAGUCGCGACAGCUCCGCCCUCAACUGCCACACCAACGACGACAAGAAUGCCUGGUUCGCCGUCGACCUCGGCCUCUGGGUCAUUCCCUCCGCCUACACGCUCCGACAUGCCAGGGGCUACGGGCGCUCGGCCCUGAGGAACUGGGUCUUCCAGGUGUCCAAAGACGGUCAGAACUGGACGACACUCUACACCCACGUGGACGACUGCAGCCUGAAUGAGCCAGGGUCCACAGCCACGUGGCCCCUGGACCCGUCCCGGGACGAGAAGCAGGGAUGGAGGCACAUCCGGAUCAAGCAGAUGGGCAAGAACGCCAGUGGUCAGACUCACUACUUGUCUCUGUCGGGUCUGGAGCUGUACGGCUCCGUCACAGCCGUGUGUGAGGACCAGCUCGGUAAAGCUGUGAAGGAGGCGGAGGCCAACCUUCGGCGCCAGCGCCGCUUGUUCCGCUCUCAGGUGAUGAAGUACAUUGUGCCUGGAGCUCGGGUCGUCCGGGGUAUCGACUGGAAGUGGAGGGAUCAGGAUGGAAACCCGGCGGGAGAGGGGACAGUCACUGGAGAGGCCCAUAACGGCUGGAUUGAUGUGACGUGGGACGCCGGCGUCUCUAACUCGUACCGCAUGGGCGCUGAAGGAAAGUUUGACCUGAAGCUGGCUCCCGGGUACGACCCGGAGUCGGCUGCCACAGCGCCGUCACCCAAACCUGUCUCAUCCGCUGUUUCAGGCCCCGCCUCCUCCCUGGUGGGACCUUCGCUCACGCCGGCCUCCGCUGGCGCAACCACAGCCUCGCUGUCGGCGACGCAGCAGCAGUCGUGGAGCGCGCUGGUGAAGAACAACUGUCCAGACAAGGGCAGCGCCACGGCGGUGGGCGGGGCCGGCUCCUCCAGCAGGAAGGGCAGCAGCAGCUCGGUCUGCAGCGUGGCGUCCUCCUCCGACAUUAGCCUGGGCUCCUCAGCCGGGGGACCCGGUGCCAGCCUGCGGCUGGACAGGAGGGUGGAGGGACUUCUGCUGGAUCAGGGCUCCGGGGUGGGAUCAGGAGGCGGGGCCGCUUCGGACAGCCAGCAGCACGAGCCUGUUGUGGUGCUGUCUGCGGCGGUGGAGGCAGGUUCCGGGUCGGCGUCCAGCUCCGGCACCAUCACCGCCGACCCGUCCGCCCCGGACGAGGACGCUAGAAAUAAAGACUCUUCCACUGACCCGGCGAUCGCCAUAUCCUUGGGCCUGGUCAGCGUCAGCUCGCCGGACGUCAGCUCGGUGUCAGAGUCCUCCAGCAAGGACGUGCCGUCCCAGCGGCCCCUCUGCUCGGCCGCCAACGCCCGUCUGUCGGUCAGCUCGCUGCUGGCCGCCGGGGCUCCCAUGAGCUCCAGCGCCAGCGUGCCCAAUCUGUCGUCCCGGGAGGCCAGCCUCAUGGAGUCUUUCGUCCGGCGAGCGCCCAACAUGUCGCGCACCAACGCAACCAACAACAUGAACUUGAGUCGCAGCAGCAGCGACAACAACACCAACACACUGGGACGCAACGUGAUGAGCACUGCCACGUCGCCUCUCAUGGGCGCCCAGAGUUUCCCGAACCUGACCACCACCGGCACCACGUCCACCGUCACCAUGUCCACCUCCAUAGUGACCAGCAGCAACAACGUGGCCACGGCCACCACCGGCCUCUCUGUGGGUCAGCUGCUGAGCAACACCCUGACCACCAGCCUGACGUCCACGUCCAGCGAGAGCGACACGGGGCAGGAGGCCGAGUUCUCACUCUACGACUUCCUGGACAGUUGCCGUGCCAACACGUUGCUGGCCGAGCUGGACGACGAGGAAGAUCUUCCAGAACCCGACGACGAUGACGACGAGAACGAAGACGACAAUCAGGAGGACCAGGAGUACGAGGAGGUCCUGGUAGGUGCACCGUCGUGUGGGGCGGCGAGUGGAGUGGAACAGGAAGUAGGCCAUGGUUCUGAUCUGCAGGAGGAAGAGGAGUACGAGACCAAAGGAGGUCGCAGGAGAACCUGGGACGACGAUUUCGUCCUCAAGAGGCAGUUCUCGGCUCUGGUCCCGGCCUUUGACCCCAGACCAGGAAGAACCAAUGUCCAGCAGACCACAGAUCUGGAGAUCCCCCCUCCGGGAACCCCUCGCUCUGAGGUUCAGGAGGAAGUGGAGUGUGCCCCCUCUCCUCACCUGGCGCUCACCCUCAAGGUGGCUGGUCUGGGUUCUGCCCGGGAGGUGGAGCUUCCUCUGGCCAACUACAAGUCCACCAUCUUCUACUACGUCCAGAAGCUGCUGCAGCUGUCCUGCAGCGGCUCUGUGAAGACUGACAAACUGAGGCGCAUCUGGGAGCCCACGUACACGAUCAUGUACCGGGAGCUGAAAGACUCGGACAAGGAGAAGGAGAGCGACAAGAGUGAGACUCAGGAGGCCACUCUUGAAACUCUUUCCUGGCUGCUGUGUUCCAACAUGCCAUCUGCUUCCUCUCAGGAGUUCUGUGAACACAUCACUGGGGGGCGCUCCGGGGGCCUCAGUCCCAGCUCUCUGUCAGCCAACCACAGCAGUGAAAUCCUGGGAGGAGGCAAAGAGGCGGCGCAGGCCAAGGCCGGCUGCAGCCAGAACGCCUGCGGCGUGGAGGACGUCCUGCAGCUGCUGCGCAUCCUCUACAUCAUCGGCGCCGAUGCCAGCUCCAACCCCCGCUCGCUGCAGGAGGAUGUGGAGGAGCUGCAGUUCAACGCUGCUCCAGAGGAGUUCACCAGUAAGAAGAUCACCACCAAGAUCCUGCAGCAGAUCGAGGAGCCCUUGGCUUUAGCCAGCGCGGCGCUGCCCGACUGGUGCGAGCAGCUGACCUCCAAGUGUCCUUUCCUGAUUCCCUUCGAGACCAGACAGCUCUACUUCACCUGCACGGCCUUCGGAGCCUCCAGGGCUAUCGUGUGGCUACAGAACCGCCGCGAGGCCACCAUGGAGCGCUCCCGCCCCUCCACCACGGUGAGGCGCGACGACCCGGCCGAGUUCCGAGUGGGCCGUCUCAAGCACGAGCGGGUCAAGGUGCCGCGAGGUGACGCCAUGAUGGAGUGGGCGGAGUCUGUCAUGCAGCUGCAUGCCGACAGGAAGUCGGUGUUAGAGGUGGAGUUCCAAGGCGAGGAGGGCACGGGCCUGGGCCCCACCCUGGAGUUCUACGCUCUGGUGGCGGCGGAGUUCCAGCGCACGUCUCUGGGGAUGUGGCUCUGCGACGACGACUUCCCUGACGACGAGUCGCGGCAGGUGGACCUGGGCGGGGGUCUGAAGCCCCCCGGCUUCUACGUGCAGCGCUCCUGCGGCCUCUUCCCCGCACCCUUCCCCCAGGACAGCGAGGAGCUGGAGCGCAUCACCCAGCUCUUCCACUUCCUGGGCGUCUUCCUGGCCAAGUGCAUCCAGGACAACCGGCUGGUGGACCUGCCCGUGUCGCGGCCCUUCUUCCGGCUGCUCUGCAUGGGCGACAUCAAGUCCAACAUGAGCAAGCUGCUGUACCAGUCCCGGGGUCUGGUCCCGGGCCAGGACCCCGGCCAGGCGCCGCCCUUCCUGCUGCGGUCGGAGGCCUCCACCCAAAGCACGGGCAGCUUCGAUGAGGACUCCAAGUCCGAGUUCAUCAUGGACCCGCCCAAACCCAAGCCCCCGGCCUGGUACCACGGCAUCCUGACCUGGGACGACUUCCAGCUGGUCAACCCACACAGGGCUGGCUUCCUGAAGGAGGUCAAGGAGCUGUCGGUGAAGCGGCGACAGAUCGUGUCCAGCAAAGUUCUGUCGGAGGACGAGAAGAACACCAGACUGCAGGAGCUGAUGCUGCGGAACCCCCUGGGCUCAGGCCCCCCCCUCAGCAUCGAGGACCUCGGGUUGAACUUCCAGUUCUGCCCGUCCUCCAAGGUUCACGGCUUCUCUGCGGUGGACCUGAAGCCAAACGGAGACGACGAGAUGGUCACCAUGGAGAACGCCGAAGAGUACGUGGAGCUGAUGUUUGACUUCUGCAUGCACCUGGGCAUCCAGAAGCAGAUGGAGGCUUUCCGAGAGGGCUUCAACCGUGUCUUCCCAAUGGAGAAGCUGAGCUCAUUCAGUCAGAAGGAAGUGCAGAUGAUCUUGUGUGGGAACCAGUCGCCGUCCUGGACCGCAGACGAUGUCAUCAAUUACACGGAACCCAAGCUGGGCUACACCAGAGACAGCCCCGGCUUCCUGCGCUUCGUCGGCGUCCUGUGUGGGAUGUCGUGCGACGAGAGGAAAGCUUUCCUGCAGUUCACCACCGGCUGCUCCACGCUGCCCCCCGGUGGCCUGGCCAACCUGCACCCCCGCCUCACCAUCGUCAGGAAGGUGGAUGCCACCGACUCCAGCUACCCCUCGGUCAACACCUGCGUCCACUACCUGAAGCUGCCUGAGUACUCGUCGGAGGACAUCAUGCGCCAGCGGCUGCUGGCCGCCACCAUGGAGAAGGGCUUCCACCUGAACUGAGCGCGCUCGCCAUCUGCCCGUCCCGCCCGCAGCCGGCGGAAGGAGCAGCUCUCCUCCUCCUCCUGCUCCUCUUCAUCGUCCUCCUGUGCGCGCGCACGUGUGGCCCUGCUCCGUCGCUUCCUGGUUUGACUCGUAGCUUCGGUUUUGUAAACAGU